AUGUAUCCACUAUGUGAAAAAACUGCACCUCAGAAUUCACCACAGGAAAGUUUUAUUGAACCUUCAGAGAUUGAAAAUGGAAGUGAACCACUUCUCGGUGCAUUCGAUGAGCCCUUUAGUACAGCCCCUCAAUCUGCGCUUGGUCCAGGCAGUCAAAUAUCACCGCCAAAAUCAAUGCAGCCGGGUUAUAUAACACUGGAGACGCGAAACACUCCUGAAGGUAGUAAUUCCCAUCUACUCAUGCAGUCACCACCGCAGACGAAAACAACCGUUGGAGCUCGCACCGAAGAAACCGACAAAAGCACUCCCACGCCACUGACUACUUCUUCAACUUUUCACCAAUCUUCAGCGACUGCAACACCGCAGCAAGAGACUGAAACUGCUCCACUAUCUCCACCGAUUGCCACACCUCAGCAAGACAAUCAAACUGCUCCACCACCUCCACCGGCUACAAUAUCUCGGCAAGACAAUCAAACUGCUCCGCCACCUCCACCGACUGCAACACCUCAGCAACAUAAUCAAACUACUGCAACACAUCAACUUCAUCAACCAACUGAGCCCAUACUCGAACCACUUCCGGGUGCUUUGAACAAUCCACCAGAAGCUAUUAUUCCUCCAGCAAAUGCCAAUUUACGCCAUCAACGAGUAGAAGGACUUCUAGGUGACGGGAGACCUCAGCACCUAAAUCCCCUGCCACAAUAUCCAGCGCAAUUCCAACUACCUAAUCCCAUAAAUGCUUCCAACGUACCUGACCCAUGUACUCCACCUCCCCUCUAUCCCGGCUAUCCUUAG
This is a messenger RNA of Diachasma alloeum, 792 nucleotides long. RefSeq names its product flocculation protein FLO11-like. Lineage: Eukaryota; Metazoa; Arthropoda; Insecta; Hymenoptera; Braconidae. The transcript has 2 exons. The record is from RefSeq and is a predicted model, not a curated record. The coding region runs from base 1 to 792 and encodes 263 amino acids.